ACAUUAUAAUCCACAGUGGAAGCUGUAUGUUCAAACUUCAUGCUGCUUCUCGCCAACCCCUUCAAAAUCGUUCCACUUUCUCCACCCACAAAUAUUGGUUGGUCGUCUUAGCACAUUUGAAUCUGAAAACAACUUCAGAUCACGCUGCACUGCAGUCAAGCUCACUGAGGGUCUAUCUGAAGCCUGACGUGCCAAUCCAGCAGUUACAUCUUGGACUCUUGUCAGGAUGCGAAUCAGCAGAGACAAGAUGCUUUUUGUCUUCUUUGUGUUGUCUUUUCGGCUUUUCAUGGACACUGGGUUGUGUACUGCAGUGCCAACAGAGCUGAGAAUCACAACAAUAAAGCAAGAGCCAUAUACAAUUUCCAAGGGAUCACAACUGGAAGGAUUUUGUAUGGACCUGCUGUCUGAAGUUGCCAAGAAAGUGGGCUUCAAGUACAGAGUGCAGCUGGUGAAAGACGGUUCAUAUGGCAGGCAGGAUGACAACGGGAACUGGAAUGGGAUGAUUGGAGAGGUGGUGAGAGGGGAGGCAGAUCUUGCGAUCGCUCCACUGACUCUCACUGCAGCUCGAGAGAAAGCUGUGGGGAUGACCAAACCAUUCAUGCAAACGGGAAUCAGCAUCCUGCUGAGGAAGGACGUCUCAGAGGAAUCAGGCCUCUUUGACUUCAUGACUCCCUUUACGGCCGAGACCUGGAUUGGCAUCCUCAUUGCCUAUCUGGGGACCGCUGCAAGCAUCUUUAUAGUCGCCAGACUGAGCCCAUGUGAGUGGAGUCAGCCUCAGAGUGAAGAGAACAGAUUCAGCCUCCUCCACAGCCUGUGGUACACAGCCGGAGCUCUGACUCUUCAAGGUGCUGGUCCUCACCCCAGAGCUCUGUCAGGGCGAGUCAUUUGCUGCAGCUGGUGGUUAUUUACUGUUGUCCUGCUCGCUUGUUAUUUCUCCAACCUCAGCUCCUCCAGGAGCCAGGAAUCCUCUCAGCUGAUGGUGAAAGGGUUUGAGGACUUGGCCAAUCAAGACACAAUAGAGUAUGGCUGCCUGGCUGGCUCGUCCACCCUUGCCUUCUUCAAGAAUUCAAACAACCCAGUGUAUCGCAGAAUCUUCGAACACAUGGAGAGAACCAAGAGUUUGGUUUCAUCUAUGGAUGAAGGGGUCCGGCGCGCCAGAGAGGGCCACUUUGCCUUUAUUGGAGAAUCUGUGUCUCUGGACUUGGCAGUAGCGCGGCAUUGUGAACUGGUCAGAGCUCAUGAAGUCAUUGGCAAUAGGGGAUACAGCAUUGCUACCGCCUUUGGUUCUCCCUUCAUAAAGAACCUCAGUGUGGCAAUCCUUCAACUGAGUGAGGCUGGAGAGUUGGCUUACCUGCAAAGCAAGUGGUGGGCCAGCAGCUGCAUGGCGGACAAAGCCAGGUCUUCAGCCGGGCACCUGCACAGCUUCAAGGGGAUGUUUCUGGUUCUGUCCCUGGGCUUGGGGCUGGGCGCACUGCUGGCUGUGCUGGAGCUCACCUCCAAGAGUCGCAGAAGUGCAGGGGAGCAGAGGAAAUCCUGCUGCACUGUGCUGACUGAGGAACUGAGUCUGCGCCUGAGAAACAUCAAUGCAAACACACCCCAGGAAAAUGUGGACAAAGAUAAAGAAAAAGCAUAGAAAUGAUGUAGAAACAAGUUUAGUUUCACCAAGUCUGAAAACUCGAGAUUCUUCUAACGUUUAGUUUUUUUGUUUGAUUAAUUUUUCAGAAUCAGUUCUAAUUGUAAUAGAAUCAUUAACUGGGUUGGUUUUAAACUUUGUAACAGAAACUCUUCCUUAAAAUAAUCAGUUUAUUGAUAUUCAAGUACAAAUGCUACAGUUUCAAUGAAAAAGCAAACAUUAUAGUUUAACUACUAUGAAAAUAAUUGUUGAAAUGAUCCAUGUUUUCCCUUUUUUUUUUUUACUAACAAACAGUAAUCAUGUACUUUCUAAGUUUGCUGUUACCUUUUUACGACUCACAGUUGGCAAUGGCAUUCCAUGAUUUCAACAAUUUGUUCAUUUUAAAUGAUUUCACGCAUAAAAUAACUGGAAACAUCCCAGCAGCAUGAAUACAACAGUGUGGAUUGUAAACAUUACAGCAGGCCUAAAAUAAUAAACUGUCGUUCCAUGUAUCUAGAAAGAAAAUCAGAA
Molecule: messenger RNA, 2143 nt
Organism: Scophthalmus maximus (turbot)
Lineage: Eukaryota; Metazoa; Chordata; Actinopteri; Pleuronectiformes; Scophthalmidae
Gene: grik6
Product: probable glutamate receptor
Exons: 10
Coding region: 227-1633 (468 amino acids)
Biological process (GO): monoatomic ion transport; synaptic transmission, glutamatergic; modulation of chemical synaptic transmission
Cellular component (GO): plasma membrane; postsynaptic membrane; dendritic spine
Molecular function (GO): transmitter-gated monoatomic ion channel activity involved in regulation of postsynaptic membrane potential; AMPA glutamate receptor activity
Source: RefSeq, a predicted model, not a curated record